GUCUUCUUCGUCUUCUUCGUCUUCUUCGUCUUCUUCGUCUUCUUCGUCUUCUUCGUCUUCUUCGUCUUCUUCGUCCUUAUAGCUUCUUUUCUGACUGAACUCCACGGGUACGCUCAUUGUAUGUGAUUUUCCAUAACGUGUGCAAAAUGUGUGAGAGACCUCCGAUUCCCGAACGACUUUCCUCCCUUCUGCAAACUGGACGCCGGGAUGCUUUGAACCGUCACCAGCAACGCGCAGUCAGCGCUGCCUCGGAUCUAUCCAGAAUGUCCAUUGACUCCGCUACCUCAGACUUCUUUGAUGCCAAGGUCAAAGCAUGGGAAAGCGAGGUUGACUACAUACGUUGCAUCCGGGAUGGCCUUGAUGAGGCUAAGACAGCCAAGCUUCUAUCUGAUUCUGAGUUCCAGAAAGAGCUUGAGCCCUUCCUGGAGCCCUUUCGCACUGCCUCUUCUAACCUUAAGGUCUUGAAACGCCAACGUCAACUUCUACUAGAGGAUCUUGAGGAGCAGGUGGAGGUAAAGAAGCAUCGGUCUCAUGAGCCUGGCCAGGACUUUUUUGAGAGGGCAUAUGCUGAAACUAUUGUUCCCCGCGUUAUGGCCGCACGAGCAAAACAAAAGCAUCAGCCUUUCGACCAAAGUGCUUUCAAAAAAUCAGUCUAUUCUUACUACGGUAUCGAGGAACUUGAGGAUCAUUCUGCCUGGUGUCAUGUCCUGGGGGGCUGGUACCCCUGCAGGAGCGUCAAGGCUGCACACUUGGUCCCAAAAAGCCUGACCAAAGAGGAAGUUUCUCAUCUCUUUGGUGCUGGAGAAGUCGUACUGUCAGACCCUAGAAACGGCAUUACCCUCCUCCACACAAUAGAAGAUGCGCUAGAUUCUGGGGCUAUUGUGAUUAUGCCAAUCCCCGGAGAGACGACUGUACCUACACGUUGGAAAUGUAUUCUCAUCGAUGAGACACGCAAGAAAAACAUUGUUUGGAGAAGACCAGACGGAACAGUGAUCAAAUUCGCGGAUAUCGAUAAUACGGAACUCAAGUUUCUGACUGACAACCGGCCACGACGUCGCUACCUUUACUUCCGUUUCGUCGUCUCGUAUUUGAAUGCGAAGAGAAACAAUUAUUGGGGCUUCACUAGCAAGGUAGAAACCGGGCGCUUUUGGCCCACGCUGGGCCCCUACCUGCGCAGGUCAACCCUUGUGGCAUUGGGACGCUGCAUUUCCGGUACUGAGCUGCCACAGUCUUUGAUCGAAGGAAACACCUUCGAGUCAGAAUAUGAUGCCGCCCAGGAUAAAGAUUCGGGGAUGAUUCUUGGGGCUGAUAUCCGCGAAGCCCUCGAGGAAAGCAUCAAAGAGCAUGCAAGGAAUGAGUGCUAUGAUGAAGAAAGCGAAGAAGAGCUGUGAGGAACUCAGACCAUAACGUUAAGGCUAGUGUCUACUUUAGACUGGUGCCAGAAGAUUUUGACCAUAGAUCAGAUGACAUGCG
Molecule: messenger RNA, 1473 nt
Organism: Penicilliopsis zonata CBS 506.65
Lineage: Eukaryota; Fungi; Ascomycota; Eurotiomycetes; Eurotiales; Aspergillaceae
Exons: 3
Coding region: 147-1391 (414 amino acids)
Source: RefSeq, a predicted model, not a curated record